Yamadazyma jaroonii is the source of this 543-nucleotide messenger RNA. The record is from the annotation of a GenBank genome assembly. Lineage: Eukaryota; Fungi; Ascomycota; Pichiomycetes; Serinales; Debaryomycetaceae.
AUGGAAGGGCUGAAAAAAACUAAUCACUUUACCAUGAAAGAUUUCGAGUUAUUAUUCGAUAAGAAUUUAAAUCAAUAUUAUUAUAAGUUUAAGAAUGGAUUAGUUUCAUUCGAUUCUCCUAGUGAGAUUAAACAUAACAAGCCAUUUAUCAAAAAAUUAUUCAAGAGGCAACACUUGAAUAGAUCCAAUAGUUGUCAAUCACAAUUAUCUAACAGUUCACAAAGUUCAAGAGGUUCCCAAAGUUCCCAAAAUUCAGAUUCCUCGGAAAUUUCAAAUUUUUCAUUAACAAACAAGGUCAGAUCCAUCAAACCCCAUCAAUACAUUAACGAUAAAAAGGAAGAUUUCGAUGACGAAUAUCUUUUAAAUUUCAAUAAUUUCAAAAACUUUGCAGGUACUUCAUUAGCAUUGGAUUCUGAAGAUGAUGAUUCACAUUCAAUAGUUUCAUUUUAUCAUGAAGAUAAUGAAAGUGAAGACCUUUACACCUUCGAUAAAGAGAAGGAAAGAAUUGAAUUGAGAUUACAAUUCUUGAAAGAAUUAGAAUAA